Aspergillus uvarum CBS 121591 is the source of this 3180-nucleotide messenger RNA. RefSeq lists its product as uncharacterized. NCBI's taxonomy places the organism in Eukaryota, Fungi, Ascomycota, Eurotiomycetes, Eurotiales, Aspergillaceae. Gene Ontology annotation, biological process: regulation of DNA-templated transcription. The record is from RefSeq and is a predicted model, not a curated record. The coding region runs from base 1 to 3180 and encodes 1059 amino acids. Gene Ontology annotation, molecular function: oxidoreductase activity; zinc ion binding; DNA-binding transcription factor activity, RNA polymerase II-specific. The transcript has 9 exons.
AUGCCACGUCCGAAAGUUCGCCCGGAAAACCGUCAACGCGCUUGUCGAGCAUGUAUUGCUUGCAAGGCUUCGAAGAUAAGGUGUGACGCUAGAGACCCCUGUGGCUCGUGCCUACGACGUGAUCGGGGUAGCUCAUGCGUUUACUCGGGUGUCGACCGGCGACGCAAGAAUCUGAAAAAUCUGCGAAAUGUGACCUUCGUCCCAAAGCCUUCCUCAGCGCUUGUCAACGCCCGGCCAACCUGUUCUGCAUCCCCAGAUGCGCUUGAUGUGCCUACGGAGCAUCCCAGUGCCGUGGAACAGGCCUCGGUUGCCCUCAACCCCAGCGGAGAGUCAGUGGCCUAUACUGCCACGGAUCAAGGAAGCGGCUCCUAUGUUUCCAACACUGCCGGCCAAGGGUACAUCGGAUCAGUACCAUUCACAGAAGACGCCGUGCACCAUGUUGCUGUGGAUACACAAAACAGUGACGGGGAUAGCCUGACUCAUGUCGUCUCUUUCGAUGAGAGAUGUUCUCUCCUGGAAUCAUAUUUUGAAGCUACCAGCGGUAUUUUAGACCUUUUCAGCGCAAACGAGCUUGAAGAACUAUGGGUUGAGGAUCCUCAUUUUCGUCAGAACACUCUCUCAGGAUCGUCACGGGUCUCCACUGAUUUGAAGGCUAUCUUUGAUCUUGUGUUCGCCAUUGGAGCUCAGACACGAGGAUCCGGCAAUACCUGCUUGCAGCUCGCCAAUUCUUACUUCCUGCGCGCUCGAGCGACAGCCUUUGAUGGCAUGUUAAUAACGCAAACUUUAGAUACGGUGCGGCUGUUUACCCUCCUUACGUUCUAUACCCUCGGUACAUGCAACCGAAAUGCUGCAUCUAUAUUUUUGAGCAUUGCGACCAAAGCAGCUGUUAUCUUGAACCUCCAGGACGCCGAAAAUUGUCAAAAGCUCCCCGAAGAAGUUAUACGGGCCAGGAUACGAAUUCGAGAUAGCGUCCAGAAUCUUGACACUUUGACCAGCUUUAUUUUUGGGAGACCGAGAAAUCUACCAGCUAUUUACCAUGAAUCGACCGAGUCUGCACAAAUUGAUACUAAAGGUGGACGGUGCUUGCCCCCCCGGUUUGCGGCAAUGGUCAAAGUAUGCGGUCUUCUUGAUCGCAUCGUCGAUACAUUGGGGAAGAACAGCAAUAUCCUCAAUGUCCCCGCGGCUGAGGAGCUGCUCAAACAACUCCGCCAGUGGAGUCGAGAUCUGCCUCGACAUAUCCGGCAAUUUCCCGCCACCUCUGAUCUGAAUCUCACGCUCCAACCUGCGGAUAACGAAGCGUUCUUGGGGAGCUUACAUAUUUCGGGUGCCCAUUACUUCGCGGUGUUGCUGAUUACUCGCCCAUUUCUGGUGGCAUAUUUGAUGUCAAGAUUACGAGGCAAAGCCCCAGAUGACCUCAUUGGCGAUCCCGAUGAAGCGUCCGAUAUAAGGAUGAAGAACAGCGAAGUUUCCAGACUAGCGCAGGUCUGUGUCAGUUCGGCCAUCGAGAUGGUUGAGAUGUGUGAGAACUCAAAACAUCGCCGCUACACCUUCGGCAAUUUCUGUUUUCUCGAGGCUUGGGUCUUCGGCGCGGGCUUGGUCCUUGGGUUCUCGAUGUUCGCUGGGGAGCCUCGCAAGGACAUCGAUAGAGCCUUCGACUAUGCGCAAAGCAUCCUGAGAGAGAUCGGCACCAAAAGCCCCCAGGCUCAGUUGUACCACAACAUACUCGACGCCUUCGUGGAGGCAAUCAAGAAAUACAAACAGCGAGUGACGGACGAAAGAAAUUACACCGUCCAAUAUUACAUGGACCGGGUACUGAUCUCGGAAGCGUCACCGGCUGAGAGCAGCAUCGGCGAAGAGGGUUCCAACCCCAUUCCCCCUGAUUCAGAUAUCGGAUGGCAGUCGCAUACUACUUGGACCAUCAUCCGGGAGGGGCAAGUAUUUUACUUCAGUAUGCUGGAAAUGACGCAACUGAUGCAUUCGAGUCGAUUCACCAACCCGAGAUUCUUACCCAGUAUCUUGGUCCAGAGCACCGUUGCGAGGGUGAAAGCUGAAGACAAUCCCAAAGUUGGCCCUGUCUCCGAGAAACAAGUCCCACUCUCGUCCGUCAUCAGCAUUCUGGAUUUUGAGGUCGCAGCUUCGCAGAAUCUGGCAUCGGCUGCCUUUGCGUUUAUCAAAUCGGGAGCCGAAGACGAAAAUACGGCCAGAUGGAACCGUGAUUCUUGGAAGCUGAUCCGCUUUCGUCCUCGCAUACUUCGACCUAUCAAUGAUCUUGAUAUAUCGCGGACAAUUCUCGGAGCCAAGUUUGAUGUGCCGUUUUUUAUUUGCCCAGCUGGAGGCGCCAAGCUCGUUCAUCCUGAGGCUGAUUUGUGUCUGACUAGGGCUGCUGGUCGCCACCACACCUUGCACUGGGUGUGCAACAACAGCCAUAUUUCUCAGCAUGAUAUGAGUGAGGCACGAGCACCCGGUCAAACGACGUUCUGGCAGAUUUACCCACGAUCUGAACUUGACAUUACCACUCAGGAAGUCAAACAGGCCGUCCGUCUAGGAUACAAGGGCUUCGCAUUGACUGUGGAUGCUGUUCGUGCCGGAAAGAGAGAGCGUGACUUGCGAGUGGUCAUGUCUCAGCGUUCUGCAGAGGGCACAAGUCCCGAUGAUGAGGAGGGAGAUGAUGGUUUUGCUGGAGAACCUUCGGUGGGACGACCCGCCGUGCAAUCCGGACUCGACUGGUUUUCCGCUAUAAAAUGGCUUCGGGAGAUUACUGAGUUGCCUAUUGCCAUCAAAGGUAUACAGUGCUGGGAAGACGCAAAACUGUGCAUGGAGUAUGGCGCUCAUCCGUGGCUUUCAAACCAUGGAGGCCGUCAGCUAGACUCCACUCCUUCAGCGGCGGAAACCCUCGUUUCCAUGCGUCAGCACUGCCCAGAAAUUUUCGAGAAGUGCGAGGUAAUAGUUGAUGGUGGUAUUACUCGAGGAGCGGAUAUUGUCAAAGCCAUUGCUCUCGGUGCCAGGGCUGUCGGUUUGGGCAGGCCCUUUCUCUAUGCCGCAGCCUUCGGUGAGGCAGGUGCUAGUAAGGCCAUCCGUAUCCUGAAAAAUGAGAUUGAGACCACCAUGGCCUUGCUUGGCCUGACUUCACUGGAGCAACUUGACCCUUCCUACGUCCGUGCUCCUCAUUUUUCAUCCUGA